UGUGGCGUCACCGACAGGGAGCGCGAGCAAGACUCCCGAGCGGAAUCGGAGGCUGUUGCCAGAGUCACAGGAAAAUGGCGACCGCCGGUCCUGCAGAACCGGGCUUCAGUGCCCCCCCAGACUUGAGGACUCCCUUCUGGAGGAUGCUGACCUCUCAGAGAAGGUCCAGUCGAAAAACGGCUUCACCAGAGGGUCCAGGGUCGUCUCAAAGUAUGAAGAAGACUAUUGGUCAUCGAGGGAUCAACCCUACUGGAGAGACCACUUACAAAAAGACAACUUCUUCUGCCCUGAAAGGAGCCAUUCAGCUUGGUAUUACCCACACUGUGGGAAGCCUGAGCCAGAAGGCUGAGAGAGAUGUCCUUAUGCAGGACUUCUAUGUAGUAGAAAGCAUAUUCUUCCCUAGUGAGGGCAGUAAUCUGACGCCUGCACAUCACCAUGGUGACUUCCGAUUUAAGACUUACGCACCCAUUGCCUUUCGUUACUUCAGAGAACUCUUUGGCAUUCGACCCGAUGACUACCUGUACUCUCUGUGUAAUGAUCCUCUGAUAGAACUGUCGAAUCCUGGUGCGAGUGGCUCGAUCUUCUACGUCUCCAGCGAUGAUGAAUUUAUUAUUAAAACUGUCCAGCACAAAGAAGCUGAGUUCUUGCAAAAACUACUGCCAGGAUAUUUCAUGAACCUGAACCAAAACAAACGGACGCUGCUGCCCAAGUUCUAUGGACUGUACUGUGUGCAGGCAGGGGGGAAGAACAUACGCAUUGUGGUGAUGAACAACCUUCUGCCACGCUCUGUACCAAUGCACCUCAAAUAUGACUUAAAAGGCUCCACUUACAAGCGCCGUGCCUCUCCCAAAGAGAGGGAGAAAACUGUGCCCACCUGCAAAGACCUUGACUUCAUCCAGGACAUGCCUGAGGGAAUUCAGCUCGAGCCAGACAACUACAACGCUCUCAGUAAGACCAUCCAGCGAGACUGCCUGCUGUUGCAGAGCUUUAAGAUCAUGGACUACAGUUUGUUGGUUGGAAUCCACAAUGUGGAUCAGGCGAGCCGUGAGCGUCUCGGUGCAGGGGAAAGCUGCAGGCCAGUGGAGGGGACAGUCACACCUGACCAGAAGAGGCCUCAGGCCCAGAAAGCCCUGUACAGUACGGCUAUGGAGUCCAUCCAGGGAGAGGCACGUGGGAAGGGCACAGUGGACAGCGAGGACCAGUGGGGAGGUAUCCCAGCUCGCAACAGUAGAGGAGAGCGGCUACUGGUUUACAUUGGCAUUAUUGACAUUCUGCAGUCAUACAGAUUCAUCAAGAAGUUAGAGCAUUCCUGGAAAGCACUGGUUCAUGAUGGGGACACUGUGUCUGUUCACCGACCAGGUUUCUAUGCAGAGCGAUUCCAGCGCUUUAUGUGCAACACUGUAUUUAGGAAAGCAAUGAAGUCAUCACCAUCGAAGAAGAGCCGUGCAGGUUGUCAGAGUGUGGCUAGGAGGCUGCCCAUGGGCACUGCUUUCCCGACUGCCCAGUCCAGCAGCCACAUGCUUCUUGAUGCUCGACUUGUCUACCAUUCACACUUUACCCACCCUGACACAGAUGUCGAAAUUGGCAUGCAGUCAGACAGACCUGACCUGCUCCCGAGCAUGCCUCCCACAGCUGGACCCUCGAGUGAAUAUGAAGCAGCUGAUAUGCCUAAUCCCUCAGUGCCCCCAAUCAGGUCAGUAGGGGUGGAGGUGCACAAAUCUGCAAGCACAGAAGCUGAUAGCAACACUUUUCUCAGUUUGGGAGCUGAAGUUACAGAUGAGCAGAUGGGUAAUGAAGAUGCUAUUUCUCUCAAAGACAUCAUCCCAGAGACCAACAUUUGUUUUUAAGACAGCCUGAAAACGUGAUACAGGAAAAGAGGGAGACAUGAAAAUGCAUAUGAACGAGAGCCUCAGAUCAAUUGAAUUAGAAGUCGUCUCUCACUGUGGGAAGGAGUGGAAGGAAUUCCAAGCCUUUGGAGUGACACUCCAGUGGGUAUGGGCCGGAGAGUGUGAGCGAUAGACUCUCUUCUCUUUCUCCACCACAGGGUAUGCUGCUAUAACUCCACCUGUUGACUACACAGUUCCUUUCCUGAGCUUCAGAGUCGCCUUCGGUCUCACACUGCACGUUGUUCAUAAACACGUAGACUUUGGUCUUUCCAUUCAAACACACAGUUUUGUUGCUCGUACAUACAUGUACAGAGAAAGAAGACUGAAAUUAUUUAUUCUAUAUAAAUUCUGUUCUGACUUUGCUCUAUUUUUACAACAGUUAUAAGAGGACUUUGUGAACAAAUUAUAUUGCUAUUUCAUACUGGGUGUUAACACUCUUUUUAUGUCAGACAGUAUUAGUUAAAUUCUCUGGUGGACUUUUUCCUUUAUUCCCAUAAUUAUGAAGAUGAUCUGAAAUGAUUCCUUCAUGGAGAUCUGCUUUUGCAGUAAUGUGCAUACCAGGCAUGUAAUUUGCAGUUUAACCUGUAGGGUUAUUUCAGAAUGAUGCAUCUUCAGACCUGCAGAAACACAUCAUUGUUGACGUGGAUGCUGGAGCAAACCAAGAUGCGUGGCCCUGUUCAGUAAUUAAUUACUCUAGCCCUGUUGUGAAUGGGGUGAUCUCUGAACUGUCAUGACUGAGAUCUACCUGAUAUUUGACUUCAAAAUUCAGUCAAAAUGGUAGUUUUUUUUUUUUUCCUCUCAAAAACUAAGAAGCAAAUAUUGUUCUUGUGCUAAGAAGCAAAUAUUGUUUUUGUGCUUGUCUGUUCUGCUAGUGUCUUAAUCAGUGUUUUGGUGCCAAUCACUUUAAUUUUCUGUUAACUUUCUUUUGUUAUUCUACUCUUGAAGAUCUUGCAAGCUUUUUUGUCAAUCUCAAGUGUUUCCAUUCUUUUAAAUGGACCAAUCAGCAGUGUAGAUUCAUGAGUGGAUGGACGGGCUUGCUUGUUUUUAAUGCCAGUGGCCUUCAAUUCAUUGAUUUGUACUGUAUUUUUGUAAAUAGUUGUGUAAAUAUUAUUCACUUUUGUGUGUUUGCAUACCUAUUAUAAAGACUAAUAUGCUUUUAUGAAGCAGUAUGUAUUCUAAACUAACAAAUUAACAUGUUUAUAUUUGUUAUACUUUCUUGGCAUGCCUCAUCUGCUUCAUUAACAGUGCACUCUUUCAGAGCUUGCUAAUUUCUGCUGGAUACAGAAAUUACCUACAUUCGGUACAUUACUUAUGCAAGUGGUCAUUUCAACGUGACAGUAAUCAUUACAGUUCUUUUGCCGCAUUUAUAUACCUCAGUUAAAAAUUUCAGCUCUUUGUGCAUUUCUUGUGCUUUGCUUUAUUUUUCCCUGCAUUAUAUUGUAACAUAAAUCUUUUUCUGGAAACACACUUUUAUUUAACGUAUCUAAAUUGUCCACAGUUAUACAUUUUUGUUAGUUAAGCAUUAUUUUGCACAAAAGGUGUGAAGGAAUUUGCCCCCUCCCCCCCUGAGUCAUGGACAAAAACGUGUAACUCAAACUUGGUGUAUAUAUUAGCUAUAUAUGGUGUUCUGCUCAAACUAAAGGCAGUGUCCAUGCACCAUGCAAGUAUUUUAUCAUGUGCUUUUUGAUUUUAGAUAUUUUGAAUGAGUGCAGUGUGGGACCAAGUGUUCUGAAAUUUUUCUGAAGUGCAGAGUUGAGCUGUUCCACAAGAGACUAAGUGGCUGAAGGUGCUUGAGUAUGUUUGAAUGUGCACUAACAGAGUGGGACGUUUAUCGUUUCUUGUUGAUAAAAGCACUGUACUGGUUUGGUCACCUAUACACGCUUAGUGUUCUCUUGAGUAAUUGGUUUACUUUUCAGAGCUGAUGAAGGGGAAAUUUAGAGUGGCCAUCUUGAUUCUUCAUCCUAUUCUUUCAAAUACACUAAGUUUGUAAUGGCACAGUUUGCGUCACAUGAUACUGCUGCUGUUUCCAGCAUUUGCCUGACAGGUUAACUUUACUAGUUUCAUCUGUUUUUUUUUUUUUUCACGCCUAUUAAACGCCAUCUACAUUAAAAGGAUGCACAAUAUGCAUCCUACAUGUUAGACAAGCCAGACUUGUCCUAAAACAGUAAGACAAUAGAUUUUUUUUUUAAGGCUGUCUUGUUACAUGAAGAGCCUUUAAGAUGAAACUUAAUGAAAAUUUGUUAAGCAGUUUUUAUCUUGGAGUUGAAUAAAAUGUGAACAUUAUUUUGCAACCAUAAUUGAAACCUAAUACUGAAUGACAUUAAUUUCAUCAACUUCACAAGUGCUGGGACACUAUGUGGUUACUUUAUGGCCACCAUGGUGCUGGAUAUCCAAAAGGAUCCUACCUGAAUACAGUAAAUGUAUUCAAGGGUGUCAUAUGGAGUGGUAUGCAGUCAACAGUGCACCAAACUCGGAGAAGAGAAUCUUUAAUAUAAAAUUUGUAAAUGCUGAUUGUCUGUAGGAGGCAUAAAAUCGAAACUGAGCUCCAGUAUCUAAACAGGAUUUGCAAAAAUGGACACAAUUGUCAUGCUUGGCCUCGAUGACCCUAACAUUUUCUUCUGGAAUUGCUAUUGUUUCGCUUGUCUUGGGUUCUGUAUUUUUUAACUGGCUGAAAUCUUGUAACCAAGAAUAACCAGUGUUCUGAUUAGAGUAACAUGACAUUUAAAGAGAAUAUGCCUUUUCCUGUUGACAAAGCAAGUGCAAAAUGUACUACAGUGGUUGAAGUUUCAUGCACUUUAUGCUGUCAUGAUUUUAUAUCUUUAACUGUGUUUUUCUUUCCAGUGUGCAGGGUAUGGCCUUACUUGUGUAUGCUCAAAGGUUCAACCAACCAAUCAGCUUCCUUUUUUUUAUUAUUUCAAAUCAUUCUUGUUUUCUUUGCAUUUCUUGAGACCUGAACUCCAGUGCCCUGAUGAAGGCAGGGGUACCUAGUCAUAUGACAGGUGCCUGAAGACUCCUUUGUGUCUGUGUGGUUCAAAUUUGUGUUAACUGAAUGAUGAGUGAGUAUUCAGCUAAUGCUCCUGGCCAUAGGUCUUUUUGCAGUAUUUUAAUUUUACUGACACAGACUUGUGGUGAAACUGACUAAUGCACAACAGACACAUCAGUCUUGCACAAUUCACACAAGAUAAUAUGCUGGCAACAAAGACACUACCAUAUGAACUAUUGCAAUAUUACAUUUCUGCCAGCUUAUGUUUUGGUAACUAUAUUUAUUAGGAAACCGUUUUUUGUACCUUGUAUGAUUGUAUGAAUCCUAAUAUUCCGUGUACUAUAGACAAUUGUUUGAAUGCUGUUAAGCAACAGAAAAUCAUUUUCUGAAAUUGCAUUUCUGGCAAAGGUGGGAGUCUGACAUUGUACACUGUAUUUGUUGUGUUUAAGCUAUUAUAUAUUAUUUUUUGUAAAAACCUGAAUGUCUGGUGGUUUCAGGAGUGGAAGGAUUGCCUAUAUUUUUACUCAGCUUGUGUAUAAUGUGUAUAUGUACUGUAUAUAAACAGCACGCAAAAACCCCUGCCCAUUCCCCCAUCUUGUUAAUCACCUGCCUUUCCUGCCAAUUUAAUGUGGUGGUGGUUUUUUUUUUUCAUAUUGUCACUUAGAUUUUAAAUAGGCUAAUAAAUUUUUAAACUUUU
Pangasianodon hypophthalmus (striped catfish) is the source of this 5566-nucleotide messenger RNA. It is a transcript of the gene pip5k1ab, whose product is annotated as phosphatidylinositol-4-phosphate 5-kinase, type I, alpha, b. The transcript is spliced from 17 exons. Gene Ontology annotation, biological process: phosphatidylinositol metabolic process. The coding region runs from base 75 to 1847 and encodes 590 amino acids. The record is from RefSeq and is a predicted model, not a curated record. Gene Ontology annotation, molecular function: phosphatidylinositol kinase activity. NCBI's taxonomy places the organism in Eukaryota, Metazoa, Chordata, Actinopteri, Siluriformes, Pangasiidae.